UCAACUAGCACUGACUCUCUGCAGAGAGAGCCAAUUAGAGCUGAUCAGCAACAGCUGUGCUACCUGCAUGAUGGUUUUUUAACCUGGCAUUGAGCACAGGAGACAUUUUCUCUUGAUGACUGAAGCAAUGGGAGCUGUUUGGGCCUUAGUUUUUUGUGCGCUGACUGUUUGGAUUACCAAAGGUCUGAGUUUGCCAGUCGGUGACACAAAUGAAAGACAUGACAAUGAGCUGCAGAGGAGAGCGAUAAGAGAUAUGUCUCUCAAUGAUAUCUACACGAAGAAGGCCUUUGUACUUCUCCAGUUAAUGGAGUCCAAGUUGAUUCAAGCCGCUAAAGAAGCACAACUGGAAACCAAUGAAGUAGAAGCUGAGGCAGCUCUUCAGAAACGUGAAGAUGUACAGUUGCCCCUGAACAGACUCCAAAACCUCAGAACAGGCCCGCUAUCCAGAGAUCAGCCUGCGAACGUGACGCCAGUUCCAGCCAACAACAAGACAUAUGGCGACACGCCGGCCAACCAGACGUCCGGUCCCUCGGCCAACCAGACGUCCGGUCCCUCGGCCAACCAGACGUCCGGUCCCUCGGCCAACCAUACGUAUGGCGACCAGCCGGCCAACCAGACGUAUGGCGGCCAACCAGACGUCCGGUCCCUCGGCCAACCAGACACGUAUGGCGACCAGCCCGCCAACCAGACGUCCGGUCCCUGGGCCAACCAGACGUAUGGCGACCAGCCGGCCAACCAGACGUCCGGUCCCUGGGCCAACCAGACGUAUGGCGACCAGCCCGCCAACCAGACGUCCGGUCCCUCGGCCAACCAGACGUAUGUCGACCAGCCCGCCAACCAGACAUUGGUGCCCUUAGUCAAACUGAUGUCCGUUGACAUUUGA
Messenger RNA from Etheostoma cragini (Arkansas darter), 883 nucleotides. Its product is annotated as pentatricopeptide repeat-containing protein At1g10270-like. The transcript has 5 exons. Bases 116 to 883 code for a protein of 255 amino acids. The record is from RefSeq and is a predicted model, not a curated record. NCBI's taxonomy places the organism in Eukaryota, Metazoa, Chordata, Actinopteri, Perciformes, Percidae.